This is a messenger RNA of Olea europaea var. sylvestris, 1778 nucleotides long. RefSeq lists its product as uncharacterized. The record is from RefSeq and is a predicted model, not a curated record. The transcript is spliced from 2 exons. NCBI's taxonomy places the organism in Eukaryota, Viridiplantae, Streptophyta, Magnoliopsida, Lamiales, Oleaceae. The coding region runs from base 413 to 1588 and encodes 391 amino acids.
UCAUUUCACACUCAACAUCAAACUGGCCAACCAUUCUCUUUCUCUAUAUACAUAUCUAUCUCUAUCCAUCUGUGUAUUUGAGUUUGACCCGUCGCCACCUACCGGCAGCUUCCUAGCUCUCCUCCAAUGGCGGCCCCACCGCCUCAGUUCUCUAAAGUGGAUCUUUUCUAUGUGAAAACGUAAACUCAACUCUGCCUCUCUUUUAGAGCCUCCCUCGAAAGCUUAUUUAUUCUUCUUCUUCUCUUCUUUCUUCUUUUUUCUUUCUCCUCUUUCACAAACCCUAGUUCGGCGACACACGUGGAUUAAGCAGAAAUAGAAAAGGAAAAGGUUUCCAGGACCAGGAAAAUUUGUCUUUUAUGCCUUUUUCAUGCAUUUCUUGGGUUGUUUUUCACUGAUCUCGUAAUUGAGAGUUAUGGAUUCUGGUAACAGCGGUAGUUUGCAAUCGUCGAGUGGAGGUGAAGACGAAUAUGAUUCACGGGGUGAGUCGAUUUCGUCUUUUUUGAAUCCCGGCGGCCAUUUUGGUUCAAUAUCAGGCCAACAGCCACCGUUUAUGUCCCAACAGAACAAUUUCUUCGAUCCUCGUUCGAACCUUGAUGCAUUUAUCCAACAGUCAUCGGCUAAUCCAAAUGCGAAUACUCAAUACAAUAAUGAUCUUGUUUGGACCAGAAGUUUAAGAUCUGAUCAAUCCAAUUAUGGCCACUUUGGAAACUUAACAGGAUCAUCAUCAAGAACCCAGAAUCUUGUGAAUUCCCAAGGACCAAACAGUACACAGCAGGGCCCGGGCCAGGGCCAGGGCCAGUUCCCAACCGCACAAUCCGUACAGUUGACAGCACAUGCCGGUUCAGAACAAUUUGAUCAACAACCCAACAGUGCAAUCAAGAAUCCUAAGAAACGGCCAAGAGCUUCACGGCGGGCGCCCACGACGGUGCUGACGACUGACACCACAAAUUUCAGGCAAAUGGUGCAGGAAUUUACGGGCAUCCCGGCAGCUCCAUUUUCAGGUCCACCGUAUUCACGGCGGCUUGAUCUCCUCUCCACUGCGAGGUCCGGUCAUUUGGGCACACUUGGAUCCCUGUAUCCUCUUCGACCCUCAACCCAAAAGGUACAACCAUCGCCAUUUCUGCCAUCAUCUUCUUCUCCCUUGUUCAACUCUAAUAUGAUUGAUGCUAUAGUGUCCAGUACUAAUAUUUCGACUGCAAAUGUUGGCUCUUUGAAUUCGAAUAAUUUCCAACUACCCUCUGAUCUUGGAUUGAUUCCAAAACAACCCCACAACUUAUUGAAUUUUCAAAAUCAGACUCUUCAACUUCAGCCUCUCCUGCAUUCUCCUUCACUUAAGAAUCAGUUAGGACAGGCUUUUGGUACUUUGGAAAUGAGCCAUGAUCGACAAGUUGAAGGUAAUCUCAGUGGGUUUUCAAAUUUAGAAAGUACUUCUGCUGGUGCUCAAGGAAGGACUGAAGGGAAUAUACAAGAAAAUAUAAGAACUUUUGGUGGAAAUAUUACUUCAGAAUUUCAUUCCGAUAAAGUACUUGAAAAUGUUUCUUCAGCUGCUGAUGGUACGGUGAGUUCAUGGAUUUGCCCUUCCGAUUAAAUAUUUUGUAGUGUAAUCAAGAAUCACAAUUACAAUACACAAUGAAUAUUUUGUUUUUGCCUAUGGAAUGCAUGUACUCCAUCUUAAUUAGGGGAUAACUUAUUGAAAGUAACUUUUUUGAGUUUUAAUUUCCUGUAUUAUUUUCAUCAUCUUGCUAGUAAAGAAUCCACUGUGAAUUAUUUCCAGAUAA